This is a messenger RNA of Cynocephalus volans (Philippine flying lemur), 2307 nucleotides long. RefSeq names its product polo like kinase 3 (gene PLK3). Gene Ontology annotation, biological process: mitotic G1/S transition checkpoint signaling; mitotic spindle organization; Golgi disassembly. Gene Ontology annotation, molecular function: protein binding; ATP binding; protein serine/threonine kinase activity. The transcript is spliced from 15 exons. Bases 79 to 2019 code for a protein of 646 amino acids. Gene Ontology annotation, cellular component: centrosome; spindle pole; nucleus. The record is from RefSeq and is a predicted model, not a curated record. Lineage: Eukaryota; Metazoa; Chordata; Mammalia; Dermoptera; Cynocephalidae.
AUCCGGGCAGCUCCACGCGCGGCCGGGGCCUGGCGGAACCUAGAACAAGCCGGGUCCGCGCUGCGACGCGCCGCCCGCAUGGAACCCGCCGCCGGCUUCCUGUCCCCGCGCCCCUUUCAGCGUGCGGCCGUCCCGCCCGCGCCACCCGCGGGGCCCGGGCCGCCUCAGAGUGCCCUGCCGGGACCUGAGCUGGAGAUGCUGGCCGGGCCGCCGGUGCCGGACCCUGUGCGCCUCAUCACGGACCCGCGCAGCGGCCGCACUUACUUCAAAGGCCGCUUGUUGGGCAAGGGGGGCUUCGCCCGCUGCUACGAGGCCACUGACACAGAGACCGGCAGCGCCUACGCGGUCAAAGUCAUCCCGCAGAGCCGCGUCUCCAAGCCGCAUCAGCGCGAGAAGAUCCUAAACGAAAUUGAGCUUCACCGAGACCUGCAGCACCGCCACAUCGUGCGUUUUUCGCACUACUUCGAGGAUGCUGACAACAUAUACAUUUUCCUGGAGCUCUGCAGCCGAAAGUCCCUGGCCCACAUCUGGAAGGCCCGGCACACCCUUUUGGAGCCUGAGGUGCGCUACUUCAUGCGACAGAUCCUCUCCGGCCUCAAGUACUUGCACCAGCGGGGCAUCUUGCACCGGGACCUCAAGCUGGGAAAUUUUUUCAUCACUGAGAACAUGGAACUGAAGGUGGGGGAUUUUGGGCUGGCAGCCCGGUUGGAGCCCCCGGAGCAGAGGAAGAAGACCAUCUGUGGCACCCCCAACUAUGUCGCUCCAGAAGUGCUACUGAGACAGGGCCAUGGCCCCGAGGCAGAUGUGUGGUCACUGGGCUGUGUCAUGUACACACUGCUCUGUGGGAGGCCCCCUUUUGAGACGGCUGACCUGAAGGAGACAUACCGCUGCAUCAAGCAGGUUCACUACACGCUGCCUGCCAGCCUCUCACUGCCUGCCCGCCAGCUCCUGGCUGCCAUCCUUCGGGCCUCACCCCGAGACCGCCCCUCGAUUGACCAGAUCCUGCGCCAUGACUUCUUUACUAAGGGCUACACCCCUGACCGGCUCCCUGUCAGCAGCUGUGUGACAGUCCCAGACCUGACACCCCCCAACCCGGCUAAGAGUCUGUUCGCCAAAGUGACCAAGAGCCUCUUUGGCAGGAAGAAGAAGAGUAAGAACCAUCCCGAGGAGCGGGAUGAAGUCUCCUGCUUGGUGAGCGGCCUCAUGCGCACGUCCAUUGGCCAUCGGGAUGCCAGGCCUGAGGCUCCAGCAGCUUCUGGUCCAGCCCUUGUCAGCCUGGUAGAGACAGCACCUGAAGACAGCUCUCCCCGUGGGACACUGGCGAGCAGUGGAGAUGGGUUUGAAGAAGGUCUGACUGUGGCCACAGUGGUGGAGUCAGCCCUCUGUGCUCUGAGAAACUGCGUGGCCUUCAUGCCCCCAGCGGAACAGAACCCGGCCCCCCUGGCACAGCCAGAGCCUCUGGUGUGGGUCAGCAAGUGGGUUGACUACUCCAACAAGUUUGGAUUUGGAUAUCAACUGUCCAGCCACCGUGUAGCUGUGCUGUUCAACGAUGGCACGCACAUGGCCCUGUCGGCUAAUAGGAAGACUGUGCACUACAACCCCACCAGCACAAAGCACUUCUCCUUCUCUGUGGGUUCUGUGCCCCGGGCCCUGCAGCCUCAGCUGGGCGUCCUGCGGUAUUUCACCUCCUACAUGGAGCAGCACCUCAUGAAGGGUGGAGAUCUACCCAGUGUAGAAGAGGUGGAGGUGCCUGCCCCACCCUUGCUGCUGCAGUGGGUCAAGACUGAUCAGGCCCUACUCAUGCUGUUUAGUGAUGGCACUGUCCAGGUGAACUUCUAUGGGGACCACACCAAACUGAUCCUCAGUGGCUGGGAGCCCCUCCUUGUGACCUUUGUGGCCCGGAAUCGCCAUGCUUGUACUUACCUCGCUUCCCACCUUCGGCAGCUGGGCUGCUCCCCAGACCUGCGGCAGCGGCUCCGUUAUGCUCUGUGCCUACUCCGGGACCAUAGCCCAGCCUAGACCCUAACCUGCAGAGCAGACGACAACCCAAACCCUCAGGCCUGAGGCCUGUGCCAGUGAGGCUAUGGCCCUUGCCUUUGUGGCCCUCCAUGUCCCUUUGGUGCCUCACUGGGGGCUCUGUGCCUAGUCCCCCAGGGAAUCAGGGACCAGCUUUACUGGAGUUGGGGGCGGCUGGAACUCGCUGUCACCUACCUUGUCUCCGAGAUAAGCCUGAGCCUUAGCCUCCAGCUCGGGGGCAUUAUUUAUGGACCACUUUUAUUUAUUAACAGACUUUUAUUUAUUGGGAUG